GCGACCCACAAAAAAUAAAAAUAAAAAAAAGCAAAACAAAACAAAACUGAAACGAGGCAAAAAAUAAAACAUGGAACGUUCUCGCGGAGAAAAGUACGUCCGCAUAAUGAAUUUCAAUCAGUGCACUGUCGUUAAUACAUAUAAUUUUGUUAUAGUGUAAUAAAGGUACUAAUAUCAUCGUCGUAGUCGUUGUCACGAAAGACUCAUAAUAUUUCAUACGCGAUUAUUACGGUUAUUUAUAAAUAUGUAAUUUAUCGACGUGCGUAUAUUGCAUCCGGCUACUUUUCGUCGUUUUUCAAACAGAAUAUUUCGUGUGACUACUAAGCUGGCGUCAUAUCGAGCGCCGCUUUUGUGUUCAGUCGAAAAUCGCGUCGUCACGUCGACGUCAUCCAUUUUGAUAUCGUAAUAUAUAUUAUAUUGAGUUUGGACGAUCGAACGACGCGCGCAGAAUCUCACCGUGUGAUUUUAUUGUGAUUUUCGCCGGCCGACCGUACCGCGUGCGAAAACCUUUAAUAGCGGCGUCGGCGGCGGCGGCGGCGGCGGCGGCGGCAACGACGACAACGACGACGCGACAGGACGAGAUCAGUACUCAGCGGCGGCACUCUUUCACCGACAACACCCCGACAGACUGGCACCGCAUAUCAUGUCCUCCGCCCGCAACUACGUGAAACAUUCCGUUCGGUAUUUUGGCGAACCAAUUAAAAUUUACAAGUGUUUUGUGUAAUGGGAAAAUGAUGCUUGGAGGAUGGGGUCGAAGUCCUGGGAGCAGUGGAUCCGUCCCGCCGUCAGGACAACGUACCGGUCACCGACUAUUGCCAUUGCCCUUCAACAGAACUGGAGGCGGCAGUGGAAGCGGCGGAAGCGGUGGCAGAGCAGCUGAAGCUGAAGAUGUCAUGGGACAUUAUGGACGAACCAAGGGCGGUGUAAACAAAAUAAGAACUGGCUUAUAUUAUUCUCCACCAGGUACAUCCUAUACCAUACUUGAAAAGCCUCCAGCUGCCUCACCACCACCUCCACCACCUAGAGCAACAUAUCUAAGGGAGUCGUCAGCUGGCGUAUCUGGACCAAAUCACCCAGGCACUGGUAGCAAUAGUAAUCGUUCUAAUAAUGCCGGUUCACGUGGAAGUUCUGGAAAAAAGAGGCCUAUUUCUCCGGAACAAGUUCUUAAAAUGUUUGCAGCACCCAAUUACAACCCAUCUUCUUCGUAUCACGUGUCUAGCGCUAAACCACAAUCACCUCCACCUCAUGGUUCAAACACCUCUCAACCGCACAACAACACAUCAUCCACAAUACAUAAUGAUAAUCUUACAGUACGUACGAUAUCGAUGUCAAGGCCAAAUGCAACUUCAGGAAGCCCAUCCAAUCAAGGAUUUGGUAUUUGUGUUAAAGGCGGAGCAGAUGAAUCAAAUGUUGGGGUGUAUAUAUCACGGGUAGAAGAAGGAAGUAUAGCCGAGAGCGUUGGUCUUAAGCCUGGAGAUUCAAUUUUAGAAGUAAAUGGCAGGCCAUUUUCAACUAUAUCACAUGAAGAAGCAUUAAAAAUUUUUAAGUCAUAUCGGCAAAUUACAAUGACAGUAAAAUGUCCAUCACCACCUCAAUCAAUGCCUACUAUGCACAAAAAAGACGACGACGAGAAUACUAAUCAAGACGAUGCGUGGAGAUUGUCCAGAACGUAUUCAUGGAUUAAUCGUAAGGGUCAACCAGUGUCACCUCCUUUAGAAUAUGCCAAACCCAUUUCUCCAUACUCAAAAUGGUCCUAUACUCGAUCAUCCAAAGAUAAAAUAAGAAAAGUUGAAUUGGUGAUUGAACCUGGACAAAGUCUUGGUCUGAUGAUUAGGGGUGGAACUGAGUAUAAUUUAGGUAUUUUUAUCACUGGUAUCGAUAAAGAGUCUGUUGCAGAUCGAUCUGGACUUAUGAUUGGUGAUCAAAUUUUGGAAGUAAAUGGUCAAUCUUUUUUGAAUUUAUCACACGAUGAAGCAGUAAAUCAAUUAAAAUUUCAAAAGCAAAUGACACUUACCGUAAGAGACGUAGGUAAAGUUCCUCAUUCAUGCACAACAUACAAUCCAGAUACAAAUUGGAAUCAUUCUAUGGACAAUGCAGACGGUGCUUUGAAGUUAGGGACAUCUGCUGCAUCUCAAAUGGUAGAGGAAAAAGCUCGAAUUUUGCUGACGAAAAAUGAAUUUAAUACUUUACGGUAUUAUUUGGACGAGUAUUCGUGUUCUCGAAUGUCUAUUGACGCAUUUAUAACUAUACUUUUCGAAUUGCUCAAUACAACUGAUAAGUUUACGCUGUUGACGGAAUUGCGCGAACUAAUAGGCCCCUCGGAUCGAGACCGUUUUGAUCAAUUGGUAUAUAGAAGAGGACGGGAAUCCAGAAAAACGCACUCCCGAAAACUUGAUGGUUUUAAUUCAAAUAUACCUGGAGGCCAAAGUAAAGGAUUUGAUUUUCCUAAUGAAAAUUCUGGGAUGGAUAUUGGGACUACCGAGUAUUCAAAUUCAAAUUAUAGGACUAGUAAUGAUAGAAAAUCUGAGGGAAAACAUUCUCCAAUGAAAACCGACGAACAAUCUCAUAGAGAUAUGGAAGUGGAAGAAUUUGAAUUUAGCCAUCAAGAUUAUGGUGACUUGGAAACUGAGCUUUUACCAAGAAAAUAUCAUAACGAUUUGAUUGAUGUUGGUUAUACGCAUCGAAAUUCAGGCAUUUAUGAUGAAUCUAAUAUGACUAGGUCAUCGAGUGGAUACUUGGAGGGACUGCGAUCCCACUUAGGGGGAUGGACCCAAAAAUUGAAAUCCUGGUACUAUGGAAGUUCUCUACAAUUAUCAAACAAACACGGGCGUUCAUACGAUGGUAAAAAUGAACUGCUGGAUGAGGAUGGAAGUUAUCGGAGAGAAAGUGGUUUUAUAGAGUCAUCGUGUUCAAAUAAUAUACAAAACGAAUCUCAGGUAAUUUUGAAUAAUAUAGUACAUAAAAUACAUUAAAUUUGAACUGUUAAA
This is a messenger RNA of Acyrthosiphon pisum (pea aphid), 2987 nucleotides long. RefSeq names its product whirlin. Lineage: Eukaryota; Metazoa; Arthropoda; Insecta; Hemiptera; Aphididae. Gene Ontology annotation, molecular function: protein binding. Gene Ontology annotation, cellular component: plasma membrane; cilium; stereocilia ankle link complex. The transcript has 15 exons. The coding region runs from base 732 to 2972 and encodes 746 amino acids. The record is from RefSeq and is a predicted model, not a curated record.